CUGCCACUCUAGGCUCAGCCCACCCCCUUUCCCAGCAUGCAACACCUUGAAAACAAAACCCCACGUGACAGCCGGUGUCAAGAAGCUGUCAUGGCGUCUCCCAGUGGGAAGGGAGCUCGGACCUGGCAGGAACAGGCUGUCGCAGGGGCUAGUGGCAGUCCGCGACGGGACGCAGAUUUGGUGGACUCUGUCGACGAUGCGGAGGGGCUGUACGUGGCGGUGGAGAGGUGCCCGCUAUGUAACACGACCCGCCGGAGGCUGACCUGCGCCAAGUGCGUCCUGAGCGGCGACUUCGUAUUCUUUGACGGCCGGGACACUGAGAGGUUUGCUGACAAAAGACAAAGAUUAAAUCACCUCCGUGAUACGCAGCUGGACUUCCAGAAACAAGUUGCAAAGGCAAUUGAAGAAAAGCUGGUUGCAGAUAAGCUGAAAUGGAAGAUUAUGUCCUGCAAAAUGAGGAUCGAGCAGCUGAAGCAAAGCAUCUCCAAUGGCAAGGAAGAGAUAUCAAAAAAUUCAACCUUCCUCCUUAAGUUGAAAGAGGAUAACCAGAAACUUUAUCGUAGGGCUCAGUGGCAUCAGGAGAAAAAGGAAAAAAUCCAGAGGCGGAACCGCAAACUGAGUGAUAUGGUUGAAAAGAGAAAUCAUGAUCUGAAAAACCAGCACUCACAGUUGGCGCAGUUUCGCAGGUCACAUAUUCUCGAGUUGACUUCAAUCAUCUUCCCUAUCGGUGAAGUCAAGAAUGUGACAAGGGAUCCAGCUGACAUCUCAUUUGAAAAUGAUAAUGCAAUGACCUCAAGCACUGUGAGCAAACUGGCAGAAGCAAGAAGGACCACCUACCUUUCUGGAAGGUGGGUGUGUGAUGACAAUAAUGGAGAUACCAGCAUUAGUAUCACAGGGCCCUGGAUUACUCUGCCCAACAAUGGAGAUUACUCAGCCUAUUACAACUGGGUAGAAGAAAAGAAGACAACACAAGGGCCAGAUAUGGAGCACAACAAUCCCGCUUACACCAUUGGUGCUGCAUUAUGCUAUGCAACUCAGCUUGCCAACACCCUGUCACAUAUAUUAAACGUCAAUCUUCCUAGAAAGCUUUCCAAUAGUGAAUUUUGUGGAGAGAAUCUGAACCGGUGGAAGUUCAAUCGCGUGGUUAAUAAGCUGAAUUCCAACAUCUUAUAUUUAUGCUUUUCACAGCACGUGGACCUGGACUUGCUCCAUCCCUUACAUACUCUCAGGAACCUCAUGUACUUGGUUAGUCCGCAAAGUGAAAACCUGGGCAGGUCUGGCCCCUUUGAGAUCAGUGCCGAUCUGGAAGACUCGAUGGAAUUUGUAGAUCCCAGUGGAGCAGGGGAGACGGAUGAAAGUGGAGAGGAGCAUGUCAGUGAUGAAGAGACUGAUUUAGGAACUGACUGGGAAAACCUGCCAAGCCCUAAGUUUUGUGAUAUCCCAUCCCAACCAGUGGAGUUGAUGGAAAGCCACAGUACACUGUCGUCACAGCCCAUUGGCAGCAGCAGUGCUGGGGGCAUGAUCUCCUCCGCAGCUGCUUCUGUCACCUCUUGGUUCAAAGCAUACACUGGACACCGCUGACCUUGCACUGGAGGGAGAUAGGACACAUGGAAUUACCUCUGCCAUGCCUUUCCUUUGCUCUUCAGCACAUUUGAACACCAGACAGGAUAGCAGUCUUACUCGUCAAUAACAGACACUCUUUCUACUUAAACACUUUCUAUGUCAGUACAUCUUUUUUAUUUGCCACUUGUAGCAAGGAGGGAUAUUAGAAGCUAUGGAGGAAAACUCAAGGGAGUCAUUUAAAAUGGAAUAAAAUGUGUUUUAGUAAACACAGCAGCCUACAAUGCCAUGAUUUAAAGGCCAGUAACAUUCAAAGCUUUCAUAUGCUUUUAUGUAUCCAUGGGUGUCUGUCCAAUUAUUGCUUUUCUGACAUGUAGGACAAAUAGGGAACUUUUUUUGUCUUAUUAGAAACAUAUAAGUUCUCGGCUGCAGCACUCUCAGAAUGAAAGCUAUUGCCAUAGAGAAGCUUUUUUGCAUUUCAUGGGUUGAGAAUGCUAUGAGAAUAGCAUUUAACAUUAUGUUUUUAAUGUUACUGGCACUUUAAUGUCAGUCGUGUAGCACAUUAAAAAUAAUGUAUUUAGCUUUAUUAUUUUUAAGGGAAAAAAAAAAAGGAUUUCAGUUUUAAUGAACUUUUUAAGAUGAUUGGCAUUUACUUUACUUAACAUUUAGUUUUAUAGAACAUUUUGCAUGAUUUGCCUGGUUUCCCCCAUUUUGCUCAAGGAGAAUUUUGCAGUGUGGCAGUUACUGCUAAGCACAGUAAAUGUCUGAUGAUGGCCAUUCUUGGGCCGACCCGUACAUUACAUCACAGUAAGCCCGUGGCUGAAGGAAGCUUAGUAAAUAAGUAGCAAUGCAGAUGUGAGGCCACUUUUCUGUUCUUUCGAUUGAAACAGCAGGAAGUGCACAGAAGCUGCAUCUCCUCUCCUUUAAGAUCAUAAAUAAUCCUCCAUCCACCAAGACUAAGAUUUUCUUUCCAACCAGCCCUCUGACUGUGCAGGCCCUAGCUGUUCUAGCUGUUCUAGCACUACCAGCCAGCCAUGCUUUGGGUUGUCCAUAAGCAGUAGGUGGAAUGCAACAGGCACUGAACACUCAGUUAUUAUUCUAUGCUGUUAUAAUGCUUUACCCCUGUACAACGUCUGCCUUAACUAACUAGUAGCACUCAGUAGAUAUUGAAACUAGGAAUAAUUUGUGCAUCAGCACUGUGCUAAAUCUGGCUUCUAGGAGUCAUGUUAAUGCCAGUUAUUGGCUUUAUGGUUGGCCUGGUAUUAGGUAUGUUAUUCUGCCUGUGCCUCUGCUUGGUAUUACCUGGCAAUAAGGAGAAUCCUUCUGAGUCAAUAGAAGCUGCCCAUCAUAAUAGCGGUUGCAGCAUGUCUCUCAUAAGAAUAUGGUGCAAACUUGCAUGUCAUAUUUAGAUAUUUGUUUUGAUUUGUGUAAUCCACAUAUUUAAUUUCUCCAUGAUGUAUAGCUGUAAUGUGCUUAAACCAAUGGAUACAGUUGAUGGGGAACACUAAGUGGAGGGGCCUUCUGUUUAGCAGCAGGUUUAGUGGAUGUCUGCACGGCGCAGCGUGCUUGUGGGAGGGCUGGCCUGUUUCAUUUCCAACGUGUAAUAAUAUGAAUAAUAGUAAAUUCUUCUCAGUAUACGGUGGUGACAUUUGUAUGUGGCAUAAGGAACCGAGUAUAGCAAAGAAUGAUCUAGUUAAUAGUCUUUAUUCCUCUUUAUGCUCAUUGCCUCCAUCCUUAAAGAGAGUGCCUAUAGCAAGAUGUGUAUUUAUAUUGUGUUUAUUUUACCAUGCCUGUGCUUUUUCUUUUUUUUUUUUUUUUAAAUAUUUAGCACUUUCUGAGAGCAAACUGAAAUGAAUGACAGUCAGUUCAACACUGUAUGAUGCUAGGAACGUCUGCAUUAUAAAAAUAAAAACAGUUGACUAUUUUUUAUUA
Messenger RNA from Xenopus tropicalis (tropical clawed frog), 3492 nucleotides. RefSeq names its product autophagy related 14 (gene atg14). The coding region runs from base 37 to 1581 and encodes 514 amino acids. The record is from RefSeq and is a predicted model, not a curated record. Gene Ontology annotation, cellular component: cytoplasm. NCBI's taxonomy places the organism in Eukaryota, Metazoa, Chordata, Amphibia, Anura, Pipidae. The transcript is spliced from 10 exons.